This is a messenger RNA of Pimephales promelas (fathead minnow), 1054 nucleotides long. RefSeq names its product NK2 homeobox 5 (gene nkx2-5). The record is from RefSeq and is a predicted model, not a curated record. Lineage: Eukaryota; Metazoa; Chordata; Actinopteri; Cypriniformes; Leuciscidae. Gene Ontology annotation, molecular function: RNA polymerase II cis-regulatory region sequence-specific DNA binding; DNA-binding transcription factor activity, RNA polymerase II-specific. Gene Ontology annotation, cellular component: nucleus. Gene Ontology annotation, biological process: regulation of transcription by RNA polymerase II; cell differentiation.
GAUGAACGUGCUAAGACCUCUAAACACAACAUAUUAACCCUAUUCAUUAAACGACUAAGCACCCUUGAUAAAUGCCAACCGGGCUGCCCAAGAGGACCAUCACUCCAUGGCAAUGUUUUCCAGCCAAAUUACUUCCACUCCUUUCUCAGUGCGGGACAUAUUGAACCUGGAGCAGAAUCAGGAGGACAUGGUCUCUCUGGACAUGUCUCAACGGCUGGACAGUGCUCUCCUUCCGACCUCAUCCUGCAUGCUGUCCACUUUCAAACAGGAGCAGUUCAUGGAAAUGCCAUCCGGAGCCUCUCUCUUCAGCGAAGACCUGCAUGACGACAAAGGCAACAAGAACUUCGGCACUGCUGCCUUUUAUGGGAAGACUUUCUUAGAGAUGGACUAUGUUAAAGACGCAAAGACGGAUGACACGUUUGAAGACAAAGAGAAAAAAGACAUCAGCUGCUCCCAGGAAGAUCCGAGUGAAGACCUGAAGCUGGAUGAUGCGGAUCGACCCAAACAGAGGAAGAGGAGGAAGCCUCGUGUUCUCUUCUCUCAAGCGCAGGUGUACGAGCUGGAGCGACGCUUCAAACAGCAGAAGUACCUCUCUGCACCUGAGAGAGACCAUUUAGCCAACGUGCUCAAGCUCACCUCCACACAGGUGAAGAUCUGGUUCCAGAACAGACGCUAUAAGUGCAAGAGGCAGCGUCAGGAUCAGACCCUGGAGAUGGUUGGCAUCGCCCCGCCGAGGCGCAUCUCGGUGCCGGUGCUGGUUCGGGAUGGGAAACCGUGCCUGGGAGACACGUCAACGUAUAACACCUCGUAUAAUGUGGGGAUCAAUCAUUUCACCUACAACACAUACCCUGCGUUUAGUAAUUUUCCGAGUCCGGGCAACACGAACUACUCAUGUAACUAUCCAUCGAGCAUGUCCAGCAUCCCGCCCUCGCAGUCAAACAGCAGCUACAUGAACUUUGGAGUUGGGGAUCUGAAUAACGUCCAGGCUUCUUUCCAGUCCAGCAACGGGGUUCCCUCACUACACGGCAUCCGAGCGUGGUGAAGAAAAAAAAAA